AUGGCAUCUUCUUCAUCUUCUUCCGCUUCAACCACUCAUCUCUUCCACAAUCUCACAUCCAUUAAACUCGAUCACAAAAACUUUCUUAUUUGGAAAUCUCAAAUCUUACCUACCCUUAAAGGUUAUGGUCUCUAUCCAUUUGUUACUGGAACUAAUUCUGCCCCUGAAGCUUUUCUCCAAGUCGAUGCUGCUGACGGAUCUAGUGUCCUCACUCCAAAUCCUGCUUUUACCAUCUGGGAGGAGCAAGAUCAAAGAAUCCUUUCAUGGCUUCUCUCCACCCUUUCAGAAUCCAUCCUAGCCCAAGUGGUUGGUGAAUCAUGCACUACAUCUAAAGCCUUUUGGUCUGCUUUAGAACGCACAUUCGCCUCUCAAUCUCAAGCUCGUCUAAUGCAGCUUCGUCUUCAACUUCAGACGGUAAAGAAGGGCUUACUCCCGAUGGCCGAAUAUUUACAGAAAAUAAAAUCAAUCAUCGAUAGUCUCGUUGGUGCUGUGCAAAACAUAUCUCAACAAGAUUUCAUCCUUUAUGUUUUGGGAGGACUCGGUCCUAAAUACGAAUCUCUCACUAUAGCGGUAACCACUCGCACUGACCCCAUCGCCAUCGAAGACCUCCAAGGAAUGCUUCUUACACAUGAGAUUCGUCUUGAAUCACUCCACUCUAACUCUCCAACUGCUAAUCUUGCAUUUGGAUCGGGAGGGAUUUCAAAACCAUCCCACUUCCAACGAUCGCGACGUUCGGUCUCUUCUCCGAGUGAUUAUAGUGCAGAAAAUGAAACUGUCAAUAGAUUGAGCUCCCAGAAUUCUAAUGGAUAUCAAAUAAAUGGGCCUUCAAGUUCAUCUAAAUUUUCACACUCCGACCGGGCUUCUACUAUCGGGUUAGGGGGUCCUUCUACUAAUGGGCUUUCUAUUUUGGGUCGUGGGCCCAAUAGAAAUAAAAUACAAUGUCAAUUGUGUGGUCGUUUUGGUUAUGCGGCUAAUGUCAUUCGAUUGAAACUUGCCGACGUUGUCAGAAUCAAAAUUCAACGACACACUCUGCUAUGA
Molecule: messenger RNA, 1038 nt
Organism: Impatiens glandulifera
Lineage: Eukaryota; Viridiplantae; Streptophyta; Magnoliopsida; Ericales; Balsaminaceae
Exons: 2
Coding region: 1-1038 (345 amino acids)
Source: RefSeq, a predicted model, not a curated record